AUGUCCCUCGAUUCUGUUAUGCUCGUCGGUGGCUCAGGCUUCCUUGGCCUUCACCUUAUUCAACAAUUUUAUGAAGUCAAUCCUCGACCACAAAUUAGCGUCUUUGAUAUCAGACCUUUACCUGAAAAGAUCUCCAAGUACUUCACCUUCGAUCCUGCAAAGAUUCACUGCGUCGUGGGGGACCUCUCUUCUAAGGAGGAUGUUACCAGGGCCAUUAAAGAAUGCCAUCCAACUGUCAUCGUGCACUCUGCUUCUCCAAUAGCAGGUAUGGCUAGAGAGAUCUAUGAGAAGGUCAACAUUCAAGGUACCAGAAACCUGAUUGCCUGUGCCAAAGCAAGCCACGUCAAUUAUCUCGUCUAUACGUCGUCGGCUGGUGUCAUCUUCAAUGGCCAGGACCUCCAUAAUGCUGAUGAAUCAUGGCCCAUUCCAGAGGUCCCAAUGGAUGCCUAUAAUGAGACUAAAGCAUUGGCCGAGGAGAUGGUUUUAAAGGCCAACUCACCAACUGAAAACUUCUACACGGUUUCUCUUAGACCUGCUGGUAUUUUUGGUCCCGGUGAUAGACAGUUAGUUCCCGGCUUGAGACAGGUAUUGAAAAAUGGACAGACCAAGUUUCAAGUUGGUAACAACGACAACCUAUUUGAUUGGACUUAUGUCGGUAACGUAGCUGAUGCGCACGUUCUGGCUGCCCAGAAGCUACUUGAUCCUGAUUCUCGUGACUCUGUGGCUGGUGAAAAAUUCUUUAUUACUAACGAUGCUCCUACAUACUUCUGGAAUUUGGCUAGAACCGUCUGGAAGGCCGAUGGACAUGUCGACAACUUCAAUAUUGUUCUCAACAGACCUGUUGCUAUCAUUAUUGGUUAUUUAUCCGAGUUUUUCUGUGGCUUGAUAGGCAAAGAACCCGGUCUUACUCCAUUCAGAGUCAAGGUUGUCUGUGCUUAUAGAUACCACAACAUCUCUAAAGCCAGAAAGAUCUUAGGCUACAAGCCUAAUGUUGGUAUAGAACAAGGCAUCAGAUACACGCUUGAUUGGAUGGAUGAGACAAGUCAGUAG
This is a messenger RNA of Brettanomyces nanus, 1050 nucleotides long. RefSeq names its product erg26, C-3 sterol dehydrogenase (gene ERG26). Gene Ontology annotation, biological process: steroid biosynthetic process. Lineage: Eukaryota; Fungi; Ascomycota; Pichiomycetes; Pichiales; Pichiaceae. Bases 1 to 1050 code for a protein of 349 amino acids. Gene Ontology annotation, molecular function: 3-beta-hydroxy-Delta5-steroid dehydrogenase (NAD+) activity. The record is from RefSeq and is a predicted model, not a curated record. The transcript has a single exon.